Molecule: messenger RNA, 2506 nt
Organism: Acanthochromis polyacanthus (spiny chromis)
Lineage: Eukaryota; Metazoa; Chordata; Actinopteri; Pomacentridae
Exons: 4
Coding region: 12-1589 (525 amino acids)
Source: RefSeq, a predicted model, not a curated record
AGGUCUUGACAAUGACCCUGCCAGUAAGACUGAGGAUCAUCCUGGGUGAAAAUGAUGCCAGGAAGUUACAUUUGCCCGCUGGGUUACCAGACUCCAUCGAAGAACUGUGCCAGACAAUAAAGACAAGUUUAGGAUUGCAGAAAGAUUUUCGACUUCAGUACCAAGAUGCUGAUUUUGGAAAUGAAUUUGUUAACCUGUCAGUGAUCUCAGAAAUACAGGACAAAGCAACUAUAAAGGUGGUCUUCCUACAAAAUUCUACAGAUGAUGCAAUGAUAGGUCGGUCUCCAGCAGUCCAAACUCCUUUGGAUUCGUCAUCGCUCUCCUCUGAUGCGGAUGAUACAGAGCCUGCUUCAUCUUCAGGUUCAUCGCCAUCUACAAGGCAUUGGGUUUGGCCAAGCAUCUUCUCCAUCCCUACCUUCAACUAUGAAGCUGAACUCCAACUUGAAAAGGCCAAUGCUGAGAACUGUACUGAUGGAACUUGUUUGAACCCCUCACCGAAACUGAAAUCUCACAUUCUGGAACGUCUGUCUGAAGAAAUCGUUAAGUUUAAAGCCUACCCCAAUGACAGUGACCUGAAUGACGUUGCUGAGGCUCUUGUGAAAAAGCACCCUUGUCUGUGGGAACAGGGGUCCUUCAACGGCUGUUAUGGUUGGAAGAUCAGCCUUAAGUAUAAAAUGGCCAACCUCCGAAGCAAACUAAGGGGGCUGGGAUGUGCCGAGGUAAUGCUUAAUUCACUGAAGAGCAAGAACCAAGAUAAAUCUCUGGCAGCAUUGAAUGUCAAAAAGCCAAGAAGGGCAGAAGUCAAUUACUGUCCAGAACACCCAAAAGGAGAAACCACCGAGAGUCUUGAAGAAGAGAGAAUUGCACUGCUUUCUGAGUACAUGAAAAAAGACAAUUGGCAUACAGUGACAGCAAAAAUGGACAAGACUUUCUCAUACAGGAGGCAAGAAGUUCUGCAAGGACAACCCUUCGUUGCAGACUUCAAAAGCAGAUGGCCAGCUCUUUUCAAUGAGAAAGAGAUCGAUAAUGAAUUCAAGCGCAUAUCAACUGUGCCUCUGCUUUCGACAUUCUUCGCUGCACUUGACCAGUACUCUCCCCGUCUGAUAGAGAUCUUUAGACAUAAAGGUGGAGCAGGUGGAAGGAAGAUCCAACAUGUCAUGAUGGACAUUUCCAAGGAUGACACAAUACACACUAGACGAACAUGCGUCCUCAAGUCCUUGUGCAUCUACCUGAAUGAAGACCACGAAAAACUUGUGAAGGAAUACAAGAACACAGACACAGAGGCCACUGCGUCCAUGGGGCAAACUGUUCUGGGAGUUUAUGUAAUCCGGAAGGAAGGAGUGGAGCUGAGACAUGAAGACCCAGAAGACAUCGGUGUCCUGAUUGAAGGUGUGGAAGUUCUUAACAACCUGCAGAGCAUUGGAAUUGCUUGUGCUUUGUUGUUUGGACUUACAUACUGUUUGAAUCUGAGCUACCCGUCAAAGCUCAAAUGCACCUUUGAAGUCCUGCAAAAGAUAUUCCUCGAUCUUGAUGGGCAGAGACUGUCUUCCAAGGCACAGUUCCUCAAGAACAAGCUUAUGAGCAAAUAAGCUUGAGGAAGACUACAAUAAGUCUGAAGGGAGGAUUUUGUUUACUUUUGAGAGUUCAAAUUUAGGUGUUAUGAUGAUGUGUUAUGAUGUUAUGUUAUGACAAUUUAUAGUUUGCUCAGUGGAGUGAGAACAAGAGAGUCUCCAAAGUUAAAAUGUCUCCUAUAUUUAAAUGUUGCUGGAACAGAUAGAGUUGUAUCUUUACUACUGAUUUUAUUACAUAAAGUGUUGCUAAAGAAGUUUCACCCUUUGGCUGAAAAAUGUUUAAGAAGCCACUACAAUGGUUAUAGAUUCCUGUGCUGUCGGUGACUUUACAGAGAUUUUAUUUUGUAUUGUACAGUUUAUUCACAUAACAGUCACAAAUGUUUUUUUCUUUGCCAUGCCUGCCUUGUGUAAAUUUUACAAGAUUUGAAAUAUAUAUAUAUAUAUUUUAUUUUCUAUUCUGCACAUAUCUUAUUUUCCAGUUGUUUUUAUUUAGGGACCAAAGGAUGAGAUUUAUGUCUUUAAUGGCAUUUCUUUUUGUUGUAGUUUAGAAUUUGGUCAACUAGAAUGUUUCAACGGUGGAUUUGGCACUGUGUUGUAUGUUAAAUAAAUGUUAAACACAAAUGUUUGAAUAAAAUGUGAAUUAAUUUUUUCAGUCUUUUAUUUUGUAAUGCUGGUUAAUUAAUACAUACUAGUACGAACAAUGAACACAAAUCUAAUUGAACCAGUAAGAUUGAUAUUAGUGUGACAAACAGAGCUUAUGUUUGUUCAUUCAACAACACUGACAUUUGUAGAAAGAACAAGAUCUGAAAAGGUUCAUACAGCAAGAUGGGAUUUUGUUGUUUCAACAUGUUUAAAUAAUGUAGAUUAGACUAAUGAUUGUUGAGUUCAAAUUACAUGGUCAAGGCAAGCUGGUUGUACUUGAUUUGUUUAGAUGG